Molecule: messenger RNA, 273 nt
Organism: Lathyrus sativus (Indian pea)
Lineage: Eukaryota; Viridiplantae; Streptophyta; Magnoliopsida; Fabales; Fabaceae
Source: the annotation of a GenBank genome assembly
AUGGUGAAAGUAAGCAAACAAGUUAUGCAAAAAGCGGCGACACUACUCUCCGACUUCCUCGUUUGCCCUCUCUCCAAACAACCCCUAAGGGUUUCCGAGGAAUCAAAUUCCCUUAUCAGUGAUGCUAUUGCCGUUUCAUUUCCCAUAAAGAAUGGGAUACCUUGCUUGGUUCCAAGAGAUGGGAAGAUACUCGAGGAAGAAGAUGCAUCAAAACCAGAUAAUGAUGCCAAUUUAUAUUCAGUAAAUGAAGAUAAUAAGGGAAGAAGUUCCUAA